UGAAUCGCAGAACUUGGCACUGUUCCUUACCACUUCCUGAACUCUUCUUGUUCAACUCUUAUUAAAUUCUUCACGCGUUCCGACAUUCGCCAAGCCAUUCCCUCAUCAUACGACGUGCGCGCUUCACUCGCGACCGACAACACCAACUUUUCAGAUCCUUAUUCUCGUUCCUCCAGCAAUGAAUGUCGCACAAACGAAACAAUACGCUCUCCGCUUUGUGGGGCUCGAGCAAUGGAAGGAUUGGGAUGAUUGCCUGUACCGCGGCGUGAAAUUCACCCCUCCUGGCGGGUCCGCAUUCGUCUUUGCCGCCAGCAAGGAGUCCGCCUCACCUUUCAGACUCUUGUCACCGGUAUCGCCCAGCGAGAGCAGAAGCGCGAGAGCCAAUCCACUCAUACCACCCAUCGAUGCCGCGCGACCCGCGGCCUUUCACUCGUAUCGGACCAUCGCCGGCAAGACGUACGAGUUGUGGUCAAUCGCACAGGCCUUUCCGGAUGCCAUCAUCGGCAGCAGAUCCUUCGUGGUUUUGCUGCCUCACCACGCGUGGCAUAGAAACCUGAAGCGAUAUUGCCCUGGCGCGUUCAGUGUCAUCACCAUGACUCUGGACAGGGGCGAUAAGCUCGAUUCUCGCGCUGGCGGGCGGGACAAUGGCGAAGAGUGGCAGCAAAAUGUGAUCAUCGAUGUCAAAGAGGCGAUUCAAAAGGAAUUGGACCUUGCGAGGGACUGGAACGAGAUCAACGCGGUUCUGCAAGCGCGGAUGGAUGACUUUAUGAAGGUACAUCGCAAUCUCCUAAAAGGCAAGCCUGCACUCGAUCCGGAGCUGCUCCUUUUGAUCAGCAAUUGGAUUGUCCAAUCAUUUGCCGCUGAUACGUACGACAACACCAUCGCAUACAUGGGACUGAACGACAACGUCGACUCAGAGAACGGUCAUCUUUCCCGGCUUUCGGGGGACGAAGGAUCCUCGAGCAAGCGAGGCAGACGUCGCAGCCGCGAGGCCCCACACGGUGCAACGGACCCGUACGUUGAUCGGGAGGACGUCACGCCCUUCCCGGAGAAGGAAUACCCUCCAUCGUCGGAUCGAAACGCGCCUGUGCAUAAUCAACGUGAGCAGCAUGUGAAUGAUGACUGGCCAGACUGGUCCGGUGGAUAUGACGAUGAAAGCAUCAUGUCCAGGACUGAACGGUUGGAGAAACGACUCGAGCAACAAUGCAAUUGAAGCCAGAAACAUAUGCCGACCUGGAAUCCUGAAGUAGCUGCCUUGGAGCGAAUCGUCUGGUCGUUGGAUCAUGGAGCGAUUGGUCAUGGGGAUUCGUGGGAUUGGAUUGUUUUUCCUCCUUGCAGACGCAUUGUCUUGUUUAUAAUUUUGUUCCAAAGCGUUUAGUCAGAUUAUCCUAUACCACAAGUAUAUACGCC
Messenger RNA from Dissoconium aciculare CBS 342.82, 1410 nucleotides. RefSeq lists its product as uncharacterized. Lineage: Eukaryota; Fungi; Ascomycota; Dothideomycetes; Mycosphaerellales; Dissoconiaceae. The coding region runs from base 179 to 1213 and encodes 344 amino acids. The transcript has a single exon. The record is from RefSeq and is a predicted model, not a curated record.